AUGAUCUGCUGCCGAAGAAUUCCGGACAUUGCCAAAGUCAUAGUCGCGUCUCUUAAAUCUACAGGAUCACAAGUCUCGACGCUGCGAACUGAGGUGUUGCAGAUUGAGAAUAGAAGAAGCUGCUUGGACCCCGCCGCCGGCAUGCUCCGACAGUCUCUGAGCAUCCUGAAGCAGUUUGGCUCAGGAGCAAAGUCACAAGAUGCCACAGAACUUCUACACGAGGACCUGGUUAUGGUGGAGCAGCGGGUGGAACCGGCCAGGAAGGCAGCCCUGGUCCUCCAUAAGAAGCUGCUGGGGUGCAUGCAGAGUCAACCGGGACUGGAGGCUGAAAAACGAAUGAAAAAGCUGCCCCUGAUGUUACUGUCUGUCAGCAUGGCAGAAUGCCUCAAAGACUUUGACGCCAGCUCCUCAAUCAGAAAAGUUUUAGAGAUGUGCUGCUUCAUGGAGAAGAUGCUGGCCAACAUGCUGGCAGACUUUGAGAUGAAAAUGGAGAAAGAAGUUCUGGAGCCGCUCAAUAAACUCAGCGAGGAUGAUUUACCAGAGAUCCUGAAGAACAAGAAGCAGUUUGCAAAACUCACCAUGGACUGGAACAAUGCGAGAAUCAGGAGUCAGGCCAGCACUGGGCCACAGGCAAAGCAAGACGGGCUCAGGGAGGAAGUGGAAGAAGCUUGGAGGAAGUUGGAGAACAUCAAGGACCAGUACUCCGCAGACCUGUAUCACUUUGCAACUAAGGAAGACGACUAUGCCAAUUAUUUCAUUCGUCUUCUUGAGCUCCAAGCAGAAUACCACAAGAUAUCGCACGAGUUUUUGGACAGGACUAUCAACGAGCUCAAAGACAAUCACAACCAAAAAGGGCCGGCGCAGAGCCUGUCCAACAACAAGGUGUACGGAGAGGCCCUGCUCACACACCUGUCUCAAAGCAACAGAGAAAUCGCAGCACCUAUCCAGGAGUGUAUUCACAUGCUGCUGAGAACAGGCAUGAAGGAGGAGGGUCUGUUUCGUCUGGCUGCUGCAGCUUCGGUGGUGAAAAGGCUGAAGAACUGUCUGGAACAGGGAACGGUGGACCACAACGAGUUCAGCAUGGACCCUCACGCGGUUGCCGGAGCCCUGAAGUGUUACCUUCGAGAACUUCCCGAGCCUCUAAUGACCUUUGAACUCUACAGUGAAUGGUUUAAAGCAGCAGGGGAAAAGGACCCGACAGAGAAGCUGGAGCAGUUCAGGUUACUCCUGAAGAAAUUACCGGUCGAAAAUUACGCCAACCUCAGGUAUCUGGUCCAGUUCUUGUCUCUGCUGUCUGAGCACCAGGCUGUGAACAAGAUGACACCCAGUAACGUUGCCAUCGUGCUGGGGCCAAACCUGCUCUGGCCACGAGCUGAGGGAGAAGCCGCUCUGUUUGACAUGGCGUCAGCAUCCUCGGUCCAAGUGGUGACGGUCAUUGAGCCUCUGAUUCAGAACAGCCAUAGUCUGUUUCCAGAAGCUGAAUCCUUUGAGAUCCCAGAGCUACCUGAGGUUGCAGAGGUCCCUCCUCCUACCACCCAGUGUCUUUUCUCAGAGAAGGAGAAACUGAGCAGAACGGUUUCGUCUGCUUCCUCCACAUCGUCAUCCUCCUCCUAUCAUCGCUCUCUAUCCAAAACAAACAGCACAGCCUCUCAGGACAGCGGAGGCUUUUUCCUGGUCAAAUCGGGCUCCGUGGGUAGUCGCAGUGCCACCACGUGGGCCAGCCCUACAGCUGAGGUGGAGAAGUCCUCCCAGCAAGAUGCAGCACCCAGUAGCCCACCCCCUCCCGUUUCGGGAUUGGAUCCGGCUCCCGCUCCUCCAGCUGGGUGUAGCUCUACGCCCAACCAGAAGCCGGCCCCGGCUCCCAGGGCUUCUCUAUCGGUACCAAACCCGGCUCAGAAGCAGAGCACAGAUCAGAGCCAGCUCGAGCCUAUUUUGGAGGCACCUCCAGAUUCUCCCAAAGCAUUAGUGAAAAUCUCUACCCCAUUCAAACCAAAGAGAACGUUCUGCCCGGCCAAAGCCAACGAGCAGAUUAGUGUUCAGUACUCCAAACAGAAAGCUCCGGUGCCUCCCAAGUGCCCGGCUCCUCCACCUCCGACCCCGGCGAAACCAGCGGCUGACGCAAGUCCAGAGAUGAAGCCGGCGCCUCGACCCCCGCCGGUCGCCGUCAAAAAGCAGCUGAAAAAGCCGUCGGUCAAAGCCCCAAACUGCCCGCCUCCGCUUCCUCCACCAUCACAGCCACAGCAGGUUCCCAGUAUAGCACAAUGAGAGUGUAAAUGUUUUUUGUUUUUUUAAAUCUUAUGGUUACAUUAUUGUCUUCCAUUGUAUGCCUUUUGGCAUCUUGUGUUUAAUGAAUUUUUUUAAGGGAUUUUCCCGUAUGUUUGUACCCAAAAUCAUUUAUUUAUUCUAUUGUCCCUCCUGUCCCACAUCUUGACAGAAAUGAGAACAAUAAUAAAUGAACGCACAUUUAUCAGGAAAGAUACCAGGUUGGACUGUUCCAUCACAAUAGCAAUUAAAAAAACACUUUGAAUAGU
This is a messenger RNA of Menidia menidia (Atlantic silverside), 2531 nucleotides long. The record is from the annotation of a GenBank genome assembly. NCBI's taxonomy places the organism in Eukaryota, Metazoa, Chordata, Actinopteri, Atheriniformes, Atherinopsidae.